Molecule: messenger RNA, 7724 nt
Organism: Varanus komodoensis (Komodo dragon)
Lineage: Eukaryota; Metazoa; Chordata; Lepidosauria; Squamata; Varanidae
Gene: SPAG9
Product: sperm associated antigen 9
Exons: 30
Coding region: 163-4137 (1324 amino acids)
Biological process (GO): vesicle-mediated transport
Cellular component (GO): cytoplasm
Molecular function (GO): MAP kinase scaffold activity; kinesin binding; signaling receptor complex adaptor activity
Source: RefSeq, a predicted model, not a curated record
CUGUCACCCAGGCUUCCUUCCCGUUCGCGCUGAGCUGUAAUCAAGGCCCCGCUGCAGAGGGAGGCGCUGCUUUUGCUCUUCGGAAAGGAGCGUCCGCCGCCCCCCCAUCCGCCUGCUCGGCCAGUCCGUCCGUCGGCCCUUGCUGCCCUGCACUCCGAGGCCAUGGAGCUGGCGGACGGCGUGGUGUACCAGGAGGACCCGGGCGGCCCCGGCCCGGCCAUGAUGUCGGAGCGGGUGUCGGGUCUGGCGGGCUCCAUCUACCGCGAGUUCGAGCGUCUCAUCGGGCGUUACGACGAGGAGGUGGUGGCGGAGCUGAUGCCGCUGGUGGUGGCCGUGCUGGAGAACCUGGACUCGGUCUGCGCGCACAGCCAGGAAACCAGCGUGGAGCUGGAGCUGCUGCGGGAUGACAACGAGCAGCUCCUCACGCAGUACGAGCGGGAGAAGGCGCUGCGCAAGCAGGCCGAGGAGAAAUUCAUUGAAUUUGAAGAUUCUCAAGAACAAGAAAAAAAAGAUCUGCAGAUAAGGGUGGAAGCAUUAGAAUCACAAACCAGGCAACUUGAACUAAAAGCGAAAAACUAUGCUGAUCAAAUUAGCAGACUGGAAGAGAGGGAAGCAGAACUGAAGAAGGAAUACAAUGCUCUUCAUUCAAGACACACAGAGAUGAUUCAUAAUUACAUGGAGCACUUGGAAAGAGCCAAACUUCAUCAGCUGACGGGGGGUGAUCAGCUAGAGCCCAUCAUGCACGGUAGAAUUAGAAAGGAACCUCCAUUAUCACUGGGCAUCUUCCCACUACCUCCAGGAGAUGCACUUCUGACGCCUGAUACUCAGAGAGGAACAGUGGAAACUCCAGGGUCUGAUAGUUGGAAGUUCCGUGAACUAAGUCAGCCACGCUCCCGCACCAGCCUAAAGGAUGAAAUUUCUGACGUUAGCCAAGCAGGUUCUAAAUCUACUACACCAAUCUUAACUGCUGCUUCAGAUGUGCUUGCACCUGCUGGAUUUCCCUUAAAUGAAGACAAGGAAGGGCUUGUGAAGAACGUGGACACAGAAGAUAAAAAAUUGGAUAUAAGUAAGCACAUUGAAGUUCAGGUAGCUCAAGAAACCCGAAGUGUAUCCAUUGGUUCUAAUGAAAAUGAAGACAAAUCUGAAGUUCAGGCAAUCAUUGAAUCCACUCCAGAGUUGGAUAUGGAUAAAGACCUUAGUGGAUAUAAAGGUUCAAGCACUCCUACCAAAGGCAUAGAGAACAAAGCAUUUGAUCGUAAUACAGAAUCGCUGUUUGAAGAAUUGUCUUCUGCUGGCUCUGGUCUGAUUGGGGAUGUGGAUGAAGGGGCAGACUUGCUGGGAAUGGGUCGUGAAGUUGAAAACCUUAUCUUAGAAAACACACAACUGCUGGAAACCAAAAAUGCCUUGAAUGUAGUGAAGAAUGACUUAAUAGCAAAAGUAGAUGAACUAACCUGUGAGAAGGAUGUGCUGAAAGGAGAGCUGGAAGCUAUAAAACUAGCCAAGCAGAAGCUUGAAGAGAAAAAUAAGGAAUUGGAAGAAGAACUUAGAAAAGCUCGAGCAGACGCAGAAGAAGCAAGGCAGAAAGCAAAAGAGGAGGAUGAUAGUGAUAUUCCUACUGCCCAAAGGAAGCGAUUUACUCGAGUUGAGAUGGCUCGUGUUCUCAUGGAACGAAAUCAGUAUAAAGAGAGGCUGAUGGAGCUCCAGGAAGCAGUACGAUGGACUGAGAUGAUACGGGCAUCAAGAGAAAAUCCAGCCAUGCAAGAGAAGAAGAGAUCAAGCCUUUGGCAGUUUUUUAGCAGGCUGUUCAGCUCAUCAGGCAACACUGUUAAGAAGCCAGAGCCACCAGUUAAUGUUAAGUACAAUGCACCAACCUCACACAUUACUCCAUCAGUCAAGAAAAGAAGCAGCACUUUAUCUCAGCUACCAAGUGACAAAUCAAAAGCCUUUGAUUUCCUCAGUGAAGAGUCUGAGGCAAGUCUUGCCUCACGCAGAGAGCAAAAAAGAGAACAGUACCGCCAAGUGAAAGCACAUGUUCAGAAGGAGGAUGGUAGAGUGCAAGCUUUUGGUUGGAGUCUUCCUCAGAAAUAUAAACAGGUUGUAAAUGGUGGUGGUCAGAGUGAUAACAAGAUGAAAAACUUACCUGUGCCUGUUUACCUGAGACCACUAGAUGAAAAGGAUACAUCCAUGAAGCUGUGGUGUGCUGUAGGAGUGAACUUAUCUGGUGGAAAGACAAGAGAUGGUGGAUCGGUGGUUGGUGCUAGUGUGUUCUACAAUGAUGUGACCUCUGUAGAUGCAGACAGCAGCAAACAGAGGAGUGCAUCUCAGAGUAGUUUGGACAGAUUAGAUCAAGAACUCAAGGACCAGCAGAAAGAGCUGAAAAGCCAGGAAGAGCUAUCAAGCCUCGUUUGGAUCUGUACUAGCACCCACUCUGCUACAAAAGUUAUCAUUGUAGAUGCUAACCAGCCAGGAAACAUCCUAGACAGUUUCAUUGUUUGCAAUUCUCAUGUACUUUGUAUAGCUAGCGUGCCAGGGGCUCGGGAAACAGAUUAUCCAACUGGAGAAGAAAGCUCCCAAGAACCCGACUCGGGUGUGGUGGACAAGUCAUCCUUGUCUGGCAGUAUGAAUAGCAACAGCUCAGCAGAAACAGACAGUCUGUUAGGAGGAAUCACAGUAGUUGGCUGUACGGCAGAGGGUAUUACAGGACCUUUUACUCACAGUGCCAAUGGUGCCUCCCCUGAGACAAACAAACAGCCAGAUGCUGCAACUGAAAACGAUGCAGUGGAUGAGAACGUUCAGACAGCAGAAGAAGCAACUGAGGCAACAGAAGUCAAUGCUGGCUCAGGAGAAGAAACAGCAGAUACGACCCAGACUGGCGUUUACACAGAGCAUGUCUUCACAGACCCUUUGGGAGUCCAAGAUACGGUGGAGGGUUCGCCAGCAUUCCCGCCGAGCAAUGAAUCAGACUUGUAUAAAGAUGUUGCUGUAUUGCCAAAUGAGCAGGAUCUCGUAAGAGAAGAAGCACAGAAAAUGAGCAGCCUUUUACCUACUAUGUGGCUUGGAGCACAGAAUGGAUGCUUAUAUGUUCAUUCUUCAGUGGCUCAGUGGAGAAAAUGUGUUCACGCAAUUAAACUUAAAGAUUCUAUUCUCAGUAUCGUACAUGUAAAAGGAAUAGUCUUAGUUGCACUGGCAGAUGGAACUUUAGCAAUAUUUCACAGAGGAGUAGAUGGACAGUGGGAUUUGACAAACUAUCACCUCCUAGAUCUGGGACGACCGCAUCAUUCAAUUCGGUGUAUGACUGUGGUACAUGAUAAAGUCUGGUGUGGCUACAGAAACAAGAUCUAUGUGGUUCAGCCAAAAGCCAUGAAAAUAGAGAAAUCAUUCGAUGCUCAUCCAAGGAAGGAGAGCCAAGUGAGACAGUUGGCUUGGGUGGGAGAUGGUGUGUGGGUGUCGAUUCGCUUAGAUUCCACGCUUCGUCUGUAUCACGCACACACUUACCAACAUCUCCAAGAUGUCGACAUUGAGCCCUAUGUGAGCAAAAUGCUUGGUACUGGAAAGUUGGGAUUUUCAUUUGUGAGAAUCACAGCUCUUAUGGUAUCAUGUAAUCGACUGUGGGUCGGGACAGGAAAUGGAGUCAUCAUAUCCAUACCAUUAACAGAAACUGUAAUCCUCCACCAGGGACGUUUACUGGGGCUGAGGGCUAACAAAGCCACUGUGGGUUCUGGCAACCGUCCAGGCAGUGUAAUACGCGUAUAUGGUGAUGAAAACAGUGACAAAGUGACUCCAGGGACCUUCAUACCUUAUUGUUCAAUGGCACACGCACAGCUCUGUUUCCAUGGGCAUCGGGAUGCAGUCAAGUUCUUCGUUGCAGUACCUGGUCAAGUAAUUUGUCCACAAGUGGGAGGAAGCUCAGAGCUACCUGGUGAUAAAAGUACCAUCUCGGCACAGGAGUCAAACAGUCAGGCACUUUUAAAAUCCAUGUUGGUCCUAAGUGGAGGAGAAGGUUACAUUGACUUCCGGAUGGGUGAUGAAGUUGGUGAAUCAGAACUGCUGGGCGAAGCGUUGCAGCUUGAGCCUUCCGUAGCCAAAGCAGAGAGAAGCCACCUGAUAGUGUGGCAAGUUAUGUGUGGCAGUGAAUGAGAUCCCCACCUGCACCCCAGGAAAGCAGCUUAAGACUGCAAAAGUGUUUGCAUGUCUUUGGAAUUUUGUUUUAAUUUUGUGGAAUCUCUUUCACGGCAUAAAGUUUGAGCAUUUCUUUGCCAUUUGCCAUUAUAUCACAAACCUCUCAACCCCUUAACUGUACGAGAAUUAGCUUGUGCUGUUUUACCGCAUCAGUGUUACGUAUCAAGAAGAAAUAUUCCCCCAAAUUGACAAAUACUGUAUUGUGUUUGCUAAAACAAUUUAACACUAAGGCCACUGCAAUCUGUAAUAUAAUCCUUUCCCCCUCCAACUUCUACCACAAAUCAUUCUAAAUUUUGGACAGACAUUUUAGAUUCAUUUGAACACCAUUUCCUGAGUAAAGCAGCAAAGUUAUAUUCUGGGUAGCAUUUAAAAAUACAAGAAUAAUUAUCUUUAGGUUAUACUCUGUGCAUUCCUUGAGGGCUAAAAACAAGUUGUAAGUCUUUAGUUUUUUAUUUAUAAAUUCUACCAGACUUUACACAGAUAAAUUGAAGGCCUUUUGUUCAUAUCAUAUUCUCUGAGAUGAAAAGGGGAUUUUUUUAGAAAUUCACUGAUGGUACCAUAAGUUUUAUGUUUAGUUGCUAAUAUCACUAAAAAUGAAGAGUAUUGUCCUUAAUAAUGAGGAUUUUGGUAUAUUGUGGGAAAAAUUUUUUCACAGUUUUCUUACAUGAGAUGACUGGAGAACAACUUGAUUAAUCACAAAGGACCUUCUUUGAAUGAUUUAUAAAUUUCUUGUCUGCCCUUUUUGCGUACCAGUCAGUAAACACAUGGCACUUGAUACAGAAGGAUCCAAACAAGGAACAAAAUACCAGAGAGCUUUAACUUCUUAAGCAACCCCUAAAGCGCAUUAUUUUUCAUAGCCCAUUUAAUUAAUGAAUUGUAUAUGGCUUGUUUCUCCUGGGGACUGAAUAAGGUAGGAGAGGGUGUGUCACUUGCGUUGGUGUACUCACUGAUUUCAGUGGGCCAGCACUACUAUAUUAAGGCAUGGGGGGCAGGGGGUCUUUCUCUAAGUUUGAGGAAACAGAGAAAUAGCAUGCUACAAUUUAUUUCAUUUUCUCAGUAGAAGCUUCAGAUUGGGCAUCCUCCUUUGCUUCAGAUUACCCAGCUGAUGGCAAAACUAAGUUGAUUAAUUCUUCAGAGUGUGCAACAGCUUUCUAGUAACUAAUUUCUUGGAAAGUAUGGUUUAAAAUAUAAACAUGCAGCUAGUGCCCACCAAGAGACUCUGGCUGUCCCCAUUAGAUGGGAGCAGACAAUAUUUAAAGUGACAGGAUGGGAGAAUUUCAAAAGUCUCAGAUGACAGCAUUUUAAAAAAUAGAAACAGUCCUGAAAAACUGCCUAAACAUUUUAUGCAAUAGGAGCAGUUUAUCGUCAGUCAAGGAUACAUGUAUUUAUAUAAAUAUAUAUAUAUAUAUAUAUAUUAUAUACACAUAUUAAUUUUUUAAAAUCAUGUUAAGCUGAGGUCUAUUGUGUAAAUAUUUAUUUAGGCAGCUUUUUAAAAAAGAGAUGAGUGUCUUACCUGAUGAAAAAAUCAGUAAAACUCCAUUCAGGUCUAUUGGUUAGAGAUUUAUAUGUAUAAACACUUUUUAAACACCAUAUUUUGUACACAAGUUAAGUUAUGGUAAGUAUGUAUUUAGACCAUGAAAUGUGUGGUUAAAAACUAUUGAAUGUCUAAUACCUUGGUAAUGGGUAUUUUCCCUCCAAUAUGCCAAAAGUGACAAGCGAUCACAAUUUACUCAGAACUUACAGGUGGCGCAACUGUGCUUAGAAAAUUUAAGAAAAAGAACACUCAAACCUCCAUGAAAGAUCCAGAGAAGCGUGAGUCUUUCUCCCACCCUUUCUUCCUCAGGAUUUGCCUGUGGACAGUCCCUGCUAGCGCCAUGUUUAUGUUGCACCGUUCAGCACUUUCCCAACUUGGGAGAGUUUGCCGACCAAUCUGGAGAGGAUGCUCAGGAAGAAUUUCACUGUUUGUGCCCAAGGUGGCACAAAGCCUUGUCAAGAUAGAUGUUUAGAAGUCAAUACUGUCCUUCAAGCACUCUGCAUUGUGCAGGCAGCUCGUUAAAUGAGGUGACCAGAUGAAAUGCUUGGUGUCCCUUCCGAGUUGCAUGAACCAGUCAUCUUCGGCCCCUCUGGUCUUCUCACAUUUAUGGACAUGAUUGUUUGAAAAGUGUUCUCCAGAUCUUUCAUGAAAGGUUGAAUGGUCAAGUUCACAUAUUUGGAAACAGGUACAAAGAUUGCCUUCCUUGUUUCCCUCUUCCAUGUGUAGCGCUUUUAUUUUAAAAUGGUUAAUGAGCUAUUCUCUGAAGUGCUUCACUGCUGUCAGACAACAGAUGCAUCUGGGUAGCCUCAGUAAUGACUUGCCAGAUGUACUGGGUAAAGUGUGUCUUUCUGUUCUCAUUGGAUCAACUGCUAUUCACAGCUGCAAAGCUAGUACAACAGAAACUAUGGCACUAUUAUCAGUGCGAGCAAAGGAUGAGCGCACAUUCACUGGUCCUUGUUUGUUUUGAAACGUAUCCCCUGCCCUAAGGAUUAGCAUGUUUAGAAGGUGGGAUUCAGCACCAUCCCCUGAGAUUAGUACACUCCCUGUUCCCAAGCACUUUUUAACACUAUGUGGGAAAAAUGCUAACUCGCAUGCAUCAAACGAUUGCCUAAGAGAGAAUAAUCCCUUUUCAGGAUGUCUUCUGAAUCAAGUACUCGUAGUUCUAAAAUCAGUAGGAAUGAAUCUCUUGAUAGUUAACGGCUUUGUUAAUAGUUUGAGAGAGCAUUUCAAGCACACACAAUGCAGCACAUGAUUUGUCUGAGUAAAUGUGUCUUGCAUGGUAAAAGGUCCAAUUUAAGUUUAUCUAUCCUGCCAGAUUAAUUUCUUGUAAGGUCUUCCUGCGCUGGAUCAAGUAGAGUUGGCAGAGUGUUAGACACUUUAUCAUAGGCUGCCUUAGUAACUAAGAAAUGUUUUAUAAUCCUGUAAUAUGCUAACUGUUCUAAAGAACAUGGUGUCUUGAAGAUCAUGUUUGAAUAUUUAUUUCCAUGUGAGUAUUAUGAAAGCUACCAAAGGAUUGAAACUGACUUGGCACUCUUCAGCUGACCAUGUGCAUAAAGAGUCUUGUUUAAGGUCCUGAGUUUGUAAAAAUGACACAGAGUGAAAUACGCACUUCCUUGUGGAUGCUAACAUUAUUUUCCUAACAGGGUUAUGCCAUAUUGUAACAACCUAUGUUGCACCUCAGAACAAUGUUCUGUACACUAAAUAUUCUCCUUCCUUCUAACAGUUUCAUUGCUGCACAUUUCUCAAUCUUUUAAACAUGUUUUAAAACAUUUUAUGGUCAUUACUUUUUGAAAAUGUUGUCUAGACACUUUAUGCUGAAUUUUUCUUGCCUCUGUAACCUUGAGAUACUGCAGCAUUAAACCUGCUGUUUGUUUAAAACCCGAGGCUUCUUUUCUGUGAGCCAGAAAGCUCAUAUAGCAGUGAAGUUAUUUCAGUAUUUAUUAUUGAAUCCUUGGGGGUUCAGAAUGUAACUUUGUACAUGAAAUAUAUAUAAAUAUGUAUAUGAAAUGCA